Messenger RNA from Acanthamoeba castellanii str. Neff, 183 nucleotides. RefSeq lists its product as uncharacterized. Lineage: Eukaryota; Discosea; Longamoebia; Acanthamoebidae. The record is from RefSeq and is a predicted model, not a curated record. The transcript has 3 exons. Bases 1 to 183 code for a protein of 60 amino acids.
AUGAGGCACAUGUUUGCACAGAAUGGCACCAACCAGUUUGCACAUGACAUCACAAUCCAUGCAGGCUGGCAGGAACCCAACAACUGCAAGGACCUGGCGCCCCUGUACAUCACAGUGGACAAGCAGAGGAAGGCCCUACAGCUCAACAAUGGCAUCAUGGCAAUGAAGCCUACCCCCAACUGA